UUAGUAACAUCCGGGAUAUAUACCGGUAUGUUACAUUGGUUUCUAUGAUCAACAACAAACAGAGUGUGGCACGAAAACUGCAACUUUUUAGUCGAAAAGGGACCUUAAAACAAAUAUAAUCCAAGAUGCCUCCAAAAAAAGGGAAGAAGAAGGGUAAAAAGAAGUCGGCAAAGGCAAAGACUCCAACCGUCAUUGAUGGAAUAUCUACGGAGGAAAUGUCUAAAGAGCAGUUGGAAGAGCACAUCACAAGGUUGCGAGAGGAGUUGGAUAGGGAGAGAGAAGAGAGGAAUUACUUCCAGCUUGAGAGAGAUAAGGUGAACACUUUCUGGGAGAUCACCAAGAGGCAAUUCGAUGAGUCUAAAGCAGGACUUAGAAACAAAGAUAGAGAGAUGGAAGAUGCAGAAGAGAGGCAUCAAGUUGAAAUCAAGGUUUACAAGCAAAAAGUCAAGCACUUGUUAUACGAGCAUCAAAAUAACAUCUCUGAACUGAAAGCAGAGAGUGCAGUGGCAUUGAAGCUUGCUCAGGAUGACAAUCGUUCACAAGAAGGUGAUCUCAGGAAAGAUAAACGCAAUCUCAAAGUUUCUGUCAAGGAGCAGGAGCUAGCUCAUGAAGAUAUCAUCAAGGAUCUCAAAAUGAAAAAUGAUGAGUUGGUGACUAAUCUUAGAGCUGACUUUGAAAGAGAAGCAAGAGAAAUUGAGGCUAAGUACGAGAGGAAGAUGCGUUCUUUGAGAGAAGAGCUUGAACUGCGACGGAAGACAGAGAUCCAUGAGAUCGAGGAGAGAAAGAACAGUCAGAUCAACACACUAAUGAGGAAUCAUGAGAAAGCUUUCAGUGACAUCAAGAACUAUUACAAUGACAUCACACUCAAUAACUUGGCUCUUAUUAAUUCACUCAAGGAACAAGUAGAAGAAAUGAAGAAGAAGGAGGAGAGGAUGGAGAAGCACAUGAAUGAGAUCCAGGCUGAGAACAGACGUCUGAAGGAGCCUCUAGAGAAGGCUAGGGAGGAGGUGACGGAACUUACCAGACAACUAGCUAACUAUGAGAAGGACAAGGCUUCGUUGGCUAGUGCUAAGGCAAGGUUAAAGAUCAUGGAUAAGGAAUACAAAGAUCUUCAAUGGGAGCAUGAUGUACUGGAACAGAGGUUUGAACAGUUGCAGAGUGAGAGAGAUGAACUGUAUGCCAAGUUUGUGAAGGCCAUCCAUGAGGUCCAGCAGAAGAGCUCCUUUAAGAAUCUUCUCCUGGAGAAGAAGCUUGGCGCCCUCUCUGACACGCUGGAGAAGAAGGAGGCUCAACUCAACGAGGUUCUCUCUGCAUCCAAUCUGGAUCCUACGGCUCUCACAGUGGUUACAAGAAAACUGGAGGAUGUCUUGGAUUCCAAGAACAGUGCCAUCAAAGAUCUGCAGUAUGAGCUGGCUCGAGUCUGCAAGGCACACAACGACCUACUACGUACAUACGAGGCCAAGCUGCAGGCGUUUGGCGUUCCAACUGAAGAACUAGGGUUCAAGCCCCUUGAGAGCACAAUAGGAGGACAGCAGCUUGGGCAGGGAGCAGCAGGAUUAGUGGCUGCUCCUACAUAAUCUUCACGUUAAUCAAUCAACGGUCAUUUCCAUGGUCACUCACAUUUCCAGGAACAUUUUUGGAAUAUUGAUCAUAUAGACUCAUAAUUACUCCUUUGAAUAUCCAUUGCAGUUCUGCCAUUAGAACACUAUCGUACUGCUUUGAAAAGUUUAAUGGCAGCACCACAGUUACACAAAAUAGUUUGUAAAGAGGUUUUGUAACACGUAGAUACCAAAGCAAGUAAGUCGUAUCCCCAGCAUCAGUCAGCACAAUAUUUAUGCAUUAUUUCUCCAUACUGUGUCUUCUCCUUGUCUUGAUUGUUCAUGUUUGGAAGAAAAAAAAGUCCCUCAUAAACAAAUGAUAUCAGUGUGAGCUAGACUUACACAGAUUCAGGUAAUAUCAUCAGAAAGUAAUGGAUGGCAUGGAGCAGGAUGUUUGUGUUGUAUUGUAUUGAAUUUAUUUCCGUCCAGAAACAUAUAACUUUUCUAUGCUCUGAAAGGCCAGUUUCCAUGGGAAGCCCAGGGAUAUGAUUAUUUAUAUUUCUCAUUCAUAUUUAUUUACUUUUUGAUAUUUUUUAAGUGGAAGGAGGAUAUGGUUGGCCUUUCAUGUUUCAUGAGUUGGCAGAUUUGUUUGGUAUCGAUAGGUUGAAUCAUUUAUUGGCAAAUUUAUCAUAGUAACUUAUCAAAAUACUCUACCUAGAGAAAGUAACCUUUUUAACAUUUUAUCGUAAGAAUUGUUUUGGAGCCUGUAAGGAGAGAGUAAGGACACCAAACCUGGGUUCAUUAUACAAGACUGUUACAGAGGAGUCUGAGGGUAUCAAAAGAACAGAGAAAUUAUUGUUUGGGAAGCUGCAUAGGUAUAUACAAUGACUGUGUAUUCAAGUUAAAUUAGUUGUACACAUUCACUUUGUACACAUUUAUUCUGUGUAAAUAUUUGUAAAAAUAUUGAAUUAUAGCAAAUUUGUACAGGUUGUUGCUUUGAAAAACAUAUAGAUCUUUGUGUAUCGAUGUGAAUAAAAUCCUGCUUAUAAGCGUGUACAAAAACAAAA
This is a messenger RNA of Strongylocentrotus purpuratus (purple sea urchin), 2605 nucleotides long. It is a transcript of the gene gas8, whose product is annotated as dynein regulatory complex subunit 4. Gene Ontology annotation, cellular component: microtubule; motile cilium; Golgi apparatus. Gene Ontology annotation, biological process: cell motility. Lineage: Eukaryota; Metazoa; Echinodermata; Echinoidea; Camarodonta; Strongylocentrotidae. The transcript has 11 exons. The record is from RefSeq and is a predicted model, not a curated record. The coding region runs from base 126 to 1577 and encodes 483 amino acids. Gene Ontology annotation, molecular function: microtubule binding; small GTPase binding.